AUGUCUUCUUCCUCUUCGCGCCCCGGCCCCCAGACAAUCGCCCAUUCCCCCGGCCGGCCCUCCCCGCUCUCGCGUCCGCACUGGCCGUGGUCGACGUACUCGCACCGCUCCUCCGUGUCCUCGGCGUCCGCACACUCUUCGAGCAGCUCCGUUCCGACGAGUGCACAGAGCCAGGGCUCAAUGGCGGACGAUGUAACGACGAGGCAAUGGAAUUACAACGCAUUUGAAUGGGUCAUUCGCGAUGUUAGCAGACUGAGAGACCACAUUGAGAACCCUGCGUUAGAGGCGGCAGAGGACGUUGAGGUGGUCGAGGAUGAUGACUUCGAAGUGCUGAGAGAAUCGCCUGAGCUUGGUGAUGGCAAGUUCAAACUGGAGAUCACGAAGACGACAAUUAACGAGGCAGAGAGCGCGUCUAACGCGUCUUCGCCAUCACUGUCAUUGUACCUCACUUCACUCAUGGUCGACUAUGCACACACGGACUACGAGACCUCAGCGACCAUGUUCGCCGCCAUCAAAUGCCAAGACGAUCGCGCGGGAGAGCGUGGUGCGCGCGCAGAGUGGGCUUGGGAAAUCUGGCAGAACAACUGGGUGUUCAGACAGGGCACUGAAGUAUGGGAAUGUCCCCUUCCACCGCUGUCUACACUUCUAGAGAAUCCAAGGAUACAGGAAACAGACUCGUUUGUGAUUUGCGUACAGAUUCACUCGCCCGUGGGGCCGUUCUAUCCUCAGCAGCCAUCCGCAUACUAUGUCCCUCGGGACCUUCUUGACGGGUUGGAAGCUUCUUUGGACAAUGCCAGUAAGUAUAUCCGAGUUUUUUGUUGCUUCGGAAGGCUCAGAAGUCCAACAGAUACCGGGGACGUUCAAUUCAUCUGCCUCGAGCGUACCACCCGCGACCAACUUGAGUACGAUUCCGCUGUCCCAGCUUCUCCCCGCUCCACUUCCUCCUCCCAAUCUUCCUCCUCCUCCCAGACUCUCGCCCGGAAACGUAUCCUCUACGCCCACUCGGACAUCCUCGUCCGCCGCUCCGAGUAUUUUGCCACCAUGCUGGCCUCGUCCUUCAACGAGAACGCCCCAGCGCAACCCGGCGGUCGUCGGCUAUACACCAUCGUCGUCGAGGAGGCCGACUUCGUCACCAUCUACUGGCUCCUCAAGUGGGUCUACGCCAACUGGCUCCUCUUCCGCGCCGUCGACGACCCGCGCCUCGCCGUCGACGGCGUCGGCGCCGGCUGGUCCGCGCGCGACUGGUGCGCCCCGGGGGUGCCCGACGAGUGGGGCUGGAAGGUCUUCCACAAGGCCGGCCACCUCGGCUCGGGCAUCGGCAUCGGCGCCGCGAGCGCGUCCGACACCCCCAGCGGCGCGGUGAGCGACGCCCGCAGCGUCACCAGCGGCGCGAGCGGGCUCUCCACCGGUCCAGACGCGCUCGGGCUCGCGCACGCCCCGCGCGACGCGAAGGGGGCCAAGCCCGGCAGCGGCCAGGUCCGGGCGGGAACGGCGACGGCCGCCAAGGGGCCGCCCUCGCCAUCCGCGUCGCGUCCUCCGGGCACACCGACGACGCCGCGCAGGGCGUCGGGCCCCGCGCCCGUGGGGCUGUCGCUGACUCCAGCGACGGGGGCCGCAGCGCGCGGCGCGAAGCCCGUCCCCGUCCCCCAGCCGCUCUCGCCCUCAGCGGCGGCGCACUACCCGGCGGGCCCGGGGUCCGCGCACGGCAAGCAGCGCUCGCGGGGGUCGGGCGGCGGCGCGGGCGGCGGCGGGCUCACGGGCGCGGCGGACCCGCACGCCCACCCGACGCGGGCGCCGCCGCCGGCGAGCGCGCUGAGCAUGUACCAGCUCGCGCACCGGUACGGGAUGCCGGGCCUGGGCGCGCUCGCGCUCGAGCACGUCGUCGCGACGGUGACGGCGCGGAGCGCGUUCGCGGUGCUGCUCGCGAGCGCGGCGUGGGAGGAGCUGCACGGGCUCGUCCAGGACUUCGUCGUCGAGCGGUGGGAGGAGGUGAGCGUGUCGGACGAGUUCGAGCGGUGCUGCCAGGAGGUGGCGAGCGGCGAAUGGGGUCCGGAGGGAGGGAAGACCUUGAUGGCUCUUUUCAGGCGGCUCCGUUCUCCAAGCGCGAUGGGUUAUGCGCGCGGCUAG
Epithele typhae is the source of this 2127-nucleotide messenger RNA. RefSeq lists its product as uncharacterized. Gene Ontology annotation, cellular component: cytoplasm. The transcript is spliced from 6 exons. Gene Ontology annotation, biological process: regulation of proteolysis; proteasome-mediated ubiquitin-dependent protein catabolic process. Gene Ontology annotation, molecular function: ubiquitin protein ligase binding. Bases 1 to 2127 code for a protein of 708 amino acids. Lineage: Eukaryota; Fungi; Basidiomycota; Agaricomycetes; Polyporales; Epitheliaceae. The record is from RefSeq and is a predicted model, not a curated record.